This is a messenger RNA of Amphimedon queenslandica, 477 nucleotides long. Its product is annotated as myosin-1-like. The record is from RefSeq and is a predicted model, not a curated record. Gene Ontology annotation, molecular function: GTPase activator activity; actin filament binding; ATP binding. Gene Ontology annotation, cellular component: myosin complex; actin filament. The annotation marks the transcript as partial. The transcript is spliced from 5 exons. Lineage: Eukaryota; Metazoa; Porifera; Demospongiae; Haplosclerida; Niphatidae. Gene Ontology annotation, biological process: intracellular signal transduction.
GCUUUUGGCAACGCAAAGACGAUUGCUAAUAACAACAGCUCAAGAUUUGGCAAAUUUAUACUAGUCAAGUUCAAGGAGAAUGGAGCUUACUUUGGUGCUUCUAUUGAGAAGUAUCUUCUUGAGAAGAGCAGGAUAAUUAGCCAGGCACCAGGAGAAAGGAAUUAUCACGUAUUUUAUUACCUGUUAUCUGGAGCUGAUACCAACCUUAAAACUAAACUUCACUUACUGUCUCUCGAUGAGUACCGCUACCUCCAGUCCUCAGGGACCAAUGAAUUGGAGGGAGGGGGAGACGAAGCAGCUGAAUUCCAUCGACUGAAAGAAUCAUUGAGAAUGUUGAAGUUUACUGGAGAAAUACAAGACAGUAUGUUUACUGUCCUCUCCGCUAUUCUACACAUCGGGAACAUUAAAUUUGAAAAGAUCAGUGGAGGUGAGAAGGUUCAGGUGUCCAAUCUUAAGACGGCUCAGGUCAUAUCAACU